Helobdella robusta is the source of this 381-nucleotide messenger RNA. RefSeq lists its product as hypothetical. Bases 1 to 381 code for a protein of 126 amino acids. The record is from RefSeq and is a predicted model, not a curated record. Lineage: Eukaryota; Metazoa; Annelida; Clitellata; Rhynchobdellida; Glossiphoniidae. The transcript has 2 exons.
AUGCUGUUUCAGCCUUUCACGAAAUCGAAUAGCAGACAACGCAGGAUCACAAAGGUCCCUAAGCAAACCUUUCCAUACAGCCGGACCCAUUACGGAGAAAUUCCUUUGGCCAAGAGCCCCGGACCCAUUACGGAGAAAUUCCUUUGGCCAAGAGCCCCGGACCCAUUACGGAGAAAUUCCUUUGCCAAGAGCCAAGGAGAGAAGGAACGCAUGUCAACAUGCUCGCCCCACACACUAAAAACAAAAAUAAAAAAAAACAAAGAUAUAAACAACAAUAACAACAACAAAGAUAAAACAGACGAACGGAUAAACAACGACAGCAAAGAUAAAACAGACGAAGAAAUAAAUAAGUCUGCAAAUAAUAAAAUAGAUAGUCGCUAA